This is a messenger RNA of Closterium sp. Naga37s-1, 10497 nucleotides long. The record is from the annotation of a GenBank genome assembly. Lineage: Eukaryota; Viridiplantae; Streptophyta; Zygnematophyceae; Desmidiales; Closteriaceae.
AUGGCCGUGCCCCGUACAAUGCUCUGGAGUAACCCACCUCAGCUGGGACCAAUCACGGGGAUCGAACCGCAACCGCUUCAGCAAACUGCUACAGACGCGCGCGCAGAGGCUUCGCGGGACGCAGCUUUCCCGACGGGCAAACGGGGACAGGAGGCCGCGCACCCGUAUCUCAGCGCGUGGGCGCCUCUGGUUGAGCGGAGCGGAAGUCGCGGGCGUGAGGGGAGCGGAAGUCGCGGGCGUGAGGGCAGCGGAAGCCGCGGGCGGGAUAGUGGCGGAAGCCCAGCAACCUCCCGACUGCUUCCGCUCUUCCCCCUUUCAUCUCCCGCCACGGGUUCUACGCCCCCCCUUCCCGCUUUCCCCGCAGCCCCCGCUGGCGCGACGUCUGCAGCAGCGCCUGUUGCGCUGACAGCGCCGAUGGCGCUAGGGGGUGUUCCUCCGGGCUGGGAAGACUGGGCGGCGAUAGCCCUGAUGGCGGAAUUGGCUGGGGGGAUUGGCAGCGCGCCCGUAGCACCCGCAUUUCCCGCGCAACCUCAGCUUAUAUCGGCUUCGUCAGCGCGAAAAACCGGAGCGGCGGCGGAUGAGUCCGAGCGGAACGUGCAGCGUCGGCGGGGUGGGCGGACUGGUGGCAGAGAGCGCUACGACUUGUGGCAAGGCCCGGCGUUUCUUACAGGUUCCGCUUCUGCUUCCGCCUCCGCUCCCGCCGUCGCUUCCGCUUCUGCCGCCGCUUCCGCUUCCGCCUCCGCCGCCGUCACCGCGUUUCCUAGUCAGGCACAUGGACCGAACCUUAAGUCGCUGGGGCGGGAGAGAGGGGAAGGCGGGAGAUUCGGGGACCGUAGUGGCGGGGAUGAGCGCGAGGGAUUGGAGACGGCGCGGUUGCUCAAGCGGCGCUCAGCCUGGGAACCGACACAACGGACUCAACCCUCUCAUCCCUCUCGACCGAUUUAUACCACUCAACCGGCUAAGCCGACCCAAGAGACUCAACCCUUUGAACCUUCUCAUCCCUCUCAACCGCCUCAAAUGACGCAAGCGGAAGGCCUGAUAAGGCGGAGCCUGUCAGUUCCCAGGAGUUUAACUAACCCGCCGCCAAGUGUGGUACGGAGCAGGAGCUGCAGCCGGGCAGCCGUUGGGGAAUUAAGUUACCCGCCUCAGAGUAUUCUCAAGGCCCUUGGUACGCCGGUUAGCAGGGCGCUAGGCAGUGCGGGUACCUCGCGCGGGCAGCGGAGCGAGGGGAGAACUUCCGCGGAUCUGCGGGUGAGAGGGGGCGAGUUCAAGAUUCCGCAGUCGGGGUCAAGAUCAGGGUCUCGGUCGUUGUGCGCCUCUGCGCGCGGAGGCGUUCCUUCCGCCACCGCUCCUGGUUCCGCAAGUGAGCAGGGGCUCCAGAAAGGGGAGGAGGGGGACGGGCGCGGAACCAGGGGAGCGGGAAGCGGGAGCUCGAGCAGCAGGGGGAAGAGCGGCGGGUGGGCCAGCGGCGGGCGAGGGGAGGGGGAGUAUGGUCGGUCGUACAUGAUGGAAGGCGGGGGGGGCGGUGGUGGCAUGGGCGGAAGGGCGCUGGCGGAAGGGGAUGGGCAUGGACGUGCGGGCGUUUGGGGGAACGUCUGGGGAGGAGAAAGGGGAGCGGGGCCUGCUGGUGGAAGAGUAGCAGGCGGAACUGCGGAGGCCGGGGGAAGGAGAGAGGUUGGUAGAGACGCAAGCACAGAAAAGGUUAACAUUCACCCAAGCAAGACGAGUGAUUACGUUCUAGAGUCAAGAAAACAACAAUCCAGCGGCUGCGCCUUUAGUCAAAGCAACAGGAAGCGGCAGCUGGAGGAGCAGGGGGAGCAGGGGGAGCAGGGGAGGCAGGCUGGGGAGGGGAGGCAGGGGGAGCAGGGGGCGGAGGGGAGGCAGGUUGGGGAGGGGAGGCAGGGGGCGGAGGGGAGGCAGGUUGGGGAGGGGAGGCAGGGGGAGCAGGGGGUGGAGUUGCAGGGUCGAAAAUCGCCUGGGUCACGUGUGGAGCGGAGAAAGAGACCUGCGGGGACUCCGCCUGGGGGAACUCCUCCCGCGGGGACUCCGCCUGUUGGUACCCCCCUCCCGCGGACUCCGCCUGGGGGGACUCCGGCUGCUGGAACCCCUCUCCCGGGAACUCCGCCUGGGGGACUGGCGCGGCGGUUUGAGGUGCCUGUGUCGUGCGGAUGGGAGGCGUUUGGCGAGGACGCGGACGGGGAGGAACGGGGGUGCACAGGUGGGGGGGGAGGCGCAGGUGGGGCAGGGACAGGGGCAGGGGGAGAGGAAGGGGUAGGAAUGCGACCAGGGACGGGGACAGGGAUAAUAGGUGGAGACACGGAGUCUAGGAGUAGAGGCCGGGCGGGUGGCUACAGGGAGAAGUGCAGUGCUGUGGAGAGGGAGGGGAGUGGGAGUGGGGAGAAGGGAAGGGAGGGGAGUGGGAAUGGGAGUGGGGAAAAGGAGGGUGGUGGUUGUGGGAAGACGGGUGAGGGUGAGAAGGGGGAGAGUGCGUGGGGGGAGGGUGCGAGGGGGGAGAGUGCGAGGGGGGAGAGUGCGUGGGGGGAGUGUGCGAGGGGGAAGGCAGGAGGCGAGUGGGACGCGUUUGUGCUUGAGAUGACACGCGACACCUCGCUCCCGAAAUUCGUUGCAUCCGGUCCGCUUUUGCAAACCACAGUUGCUCUCACUACUCCUCCAACCCCUUCCUCCCCUGCUGCCACCCUGCCCACUACCGCGACCACUACAACUGCCGACCCGUCUCCUGCUGUCCAACUGUUACACAGCACCCAUCUGAACCGCUCUCUGUGCCGACCAGGCGGCUCACAGGCGGGCUCGGUGCGGCAGCAGAGGAAAGCAGUUGGCGGAUCGUUUGGGGGUUGGGUAAGGGCUGUAAGCCGUGGAAGAUCGGUGGGUCAGCAACAGAGAGUUGGUGAAGCAAGGGAAGGGGACCAACCAAGGGUGGUAAGCAAAAGCAGACCACGGGCAGUAGACCAGGUAAGAACACGCGAGGAGUGUGGAGCGCCCAUGCACGCUGCUGCUGCUGCUGCUUCUGGUGCUGCUGGUGCCCCCCCGGGAUUAGUCGCUGAGGGAAGCACCAAAAGGCUCAAGCUCGCAGUAGCAGAAACAGAAGAGGAGGCUAGGAGAAAAGCUCAAGGCAAGGUCUCAGAGGGCAGGGUAGCUGGGCCUGAAACGGCUGACACGCCUUCCCAGUUGUGCGGUGGUAGCGUGUCAGAGCAGGUUCUGCUGCAAGCUCUUGUAACUGGUGAAUGUAUAGCCAGAGAGGUUGCUGCUGAAGCAGAGCAGGCAACAGCAUGGAAGGCAACGCCAGUGGUUGAUGCUGCAGCAGCUGGUGGUGGUGGUGGUGCUGCUGCUGCUGCUGCUGCUGCUGCUGAAAUAGGAUUGGCGGUAAUGGCACCGAAACGUACCCAUUCUGCAACAGAGCACGCGUUUCUGCCUGCUUUGGCUGGCGCCUAUGAGCCCAAUGAUGAGACUACAGGGCUGAAUAAGGUCAACGAUCCGUACGAGCCCGUGCCAUCUGCUGCUGCUGCUGCUGCUGCUGCUGGUCCUGCUGCUGCUCCUGUUGUCCUUGCUGCCGCUUAUGCUGCCCCUCCUGUCACCACUCGUGCUGUGACUGCUGCUGACCAUCCCAAUACGGAUCUUGCAGCAGCCGCGGGCACUGCUGCCACCUCACCUGGUGCUGCUGCCACCUCACCCGUUGCUGCUGCCACCUCACCCGUUGCUUCUGCCACCUCACCUCUUGCUGCUGCUGCUCCCGCGGCUGCUGCUGCUUCUCUUGCGGUCCUUGCUGCUGAUCUUGCGCCUCUUGCUUUCCCCCCUGCCACUGCUCGUCCUCCUGUCACUGCUCCCCCUCCUGCCACUGCCCUCACCCCCACCACGACACGUCGCCCAAGGGCGAGACCAGAGCCCAUAGAGGUGCCAGCGGGCGACAGUGGGGGUUCAGACGAGCAUGCACUGGCAGUGGCAGCGGCAGCAGAGUCAGAAGACCAGCUCUCCGUUCCUGGGCCUCUCGCACUCCCAGGUGCACAGCAGCACGGGCAGCAGCGGCAGCAACGGCAGCUGGGGCAGCAGGGGCUGUGGCGGCCGCAGUUGGGGCUUCAAGGAGGCGAGGGACGGCAGGGGCAGGCGUUUAGAAUGCCAGGGUUCUGGCAGCAAACGCAAGGGGGAGCAGUGAGGGGAGUAGAGGGAAUGGGAGGAGUGGGAGGAGCGGGGGCAGUAGGAAGAGUGGGAGGGAGAGCGGGUAGGGAAGGAGAAGGCGAGGUGCCCACAGGGUCUCUGUUGAUGCAUCUGAGGGAGAGCCUCGGGGAGGGCGAGGGGUGGACCUCGCAGGGGAGCUUCACAGCGGAUGAAGGGGAGGGGGGGAGCAGUGAGUUCGCAACAGGGGAGGAGGAGGGGAGCGGAGUCGGUGCGUUGGCGGAAGGGGUGGAGAGGAGGGGACGAGAGAGGCAGGGGGACGGGGAGAGGGCGGAGCGGGAGAGGGAGGGAGCGGAGAGUGGGGAGAGGGAGAGACAGGGGGGAGAGGAGAGGGAGGAGAGGCAGAGGGAUGUUACAGGCGUUAGAGGCGGAAGGGGCGUAAGGAACACUAGGGACGUUAGGGGCGUUAGGAACGUUAGGGACGUUGGGGGCGUUAGUGGCGUUAGUGGUAAUAGGCCUAGGGGGCGGAGGGAGAGGGAUAGGCUGGUGCUGCGGUUGCUGCAGGGGAGGGACGGGGGGAGCUCUGGAGGCGGCAGCAGAGGGAGCUUUGAGGCAAGGAGGAGGAGGAGGAGGAGGAGGGCAAGUGGGAGUAGUCCGCAGGGAGAGGCGGGUGGGGGAAGAGGAGGGAACCAGGCCCAGGGGGUGGUGGUAGGAAGCAGGGGAGGUAGGGGAGGGAGGGGCGAGGCAGGGACGAGACUGGGGCAAAGUCCUCUGCAGUUCUCCCGUAGGAGAAGGUUUGUAAGGGAGCAAGGGGCGGGGAACAACGUGAGUGGGCAGGGGGGAGGAAGCAAUGCGAGAGGGCAAGGUGUUGUGGAAGGGCCAGGGGUCUUGGGCAGGGAAGGGGGUGCGGAGAGGGUAGGGGGCGUGGGAGGAUAUGGGCGGAGGCAUGCCAACAGUGGCAGCGGUGGGGUGGGGAGCAACAGCUGCCCUGUCCCUGAUUUAGGGUUUCUUGGAAUUCUGGGCGGGCCUUCAGGUGGAAUCGCAGGUGGUGCUUCAGGUGGAAUCGCAGGCGGUGUUGCAGCUGGGUCGUCAGGUGGCAUUCGUGGUGGUGUUUCAGGCGUUUUGGGUGACGGCAGCGGCUUGGGCGGUAAUGGUCUGGGCGGCAGUGGCCUGGGCGGCAGUGGUCUGGGCGGCAGUGGCCUGGGCGGCAGUGGCCUGGGUGGCAGCGGCCUGGGCGUGGUGACGGAACAGGGCACAGACGAUCAACAGAUAGAGCCUCCCCCUGCUGCAUUGAGGGUAGAGCCUCCCCCUGGAGUAGCAAGGGCAGGAGCAGGAUCGGGGCAAGGGGAAGGGGAAGGGGCUGCUGAGGAAGCAGUGGGAGUGAGAAGUGGUGGAGGUGGGAGGAGGGAAAGCGGGGGAAGGGGAAGCGGGGGGAGUGGAAUGGGGGGAAGGGGAAGUGGGGGGAGGGGAUCAGUGGGGAGGGGAAACGGGGCGAGCUGGAUAGAGCGGUUGAUCGGGCCUCGUUUGGCAUUUGGCAUAAGUGGGGGCGAGAGGGGAGAAGGUGGGGUUGGGAGGAGGGGAGGGGAGCAGGGGUUACUACUAGCAGCACCACAGCAGGUGGCAGGCUUGGGAUUGGGCGGGCAGGAUAUGGAGGGACGAGUGCAACUGGUUCGUGUUGCGAGGGAGGCAGGAGGAGGGGAUAUUGCGGGACUUCGAAACGAAAUGGGUCAGCAGCAGCUAGAGCAGCAGCAGCAGCAGGAGGAGAGACAGCAGCAGGAGAGACAGCAGCAGGAUGAGCAGCAGCAAGUGGGUGCAGCAGAAGCAGCAGAAGCAGCGAAACACUUGGUAGCAAGCAUUCCUCGGUUCUCUCCGUUCCUCACAGGCAGGCGCCAACCGUCGAGGCGGAGAGCAGUGGAGGCAGCAGGAUCGUGCGUUCGUGCACCACCAGCAGCACCAGUGGGAGCGGGUGCGGGAGCGGGAGCAGCAGCAGGAGUGGGAGCGGGAGCGGCUGCGUCAGACUCGAUGUUUGCAGCCAGCAGGUGUGCUGGUGCCUCUGCACAGAAGAGGGCGGUGCCUGGCGAGGUGUGGAGCAGGAAACGCAGAGGCAAACGGCAGAGGAGAUGUGCUGGUGGUGGUGGUGGUGCUGCUGCUGGUGCUGCUGCUGGUGGUGCUGGUGGUGGUGCUGCUGAUGCUGCUGUUGGCGCUGGUGGUGGUGAUGCUGCUGGCGCUGGCGAUGCUGAGGCAAAUCAGCCACCUCAUUUCCGCACUGACUUCUCCCCACCUCCCCACCUCCCCCUCAAUAGCCCCCUCUACCCACCGUCUCUCCCUCCCUCUCCUGGGCCCCAGUCUCUCAGCUGGUCGCACCACUCUGCCAACGUGGCAGCUAUCAGAUCGUGGCUUCAGGAUGCUGCUACGUGGCAUGAGCUGAUUGGACAGCAAGAGCGCGACCUGGGUUUGUCUGGAUGGGUAGAGGGGGAGGUGGAGGAGGAGAAGGAGGAUGCGGGGGAGGAGGAGAAGGAGGAGGAGGUAGAGGAGAUGGAGGAGGAGGGCGAGGAGAUGGAGGAAAUGGAAGGCGAGAGGAGGGAGGAAAGCAGACAGCAGGAGGAAGGGGGAAUUCUCAAGCGAGAAGGAAAGGAGGAGCAGGGAGAGUCGCGGGACUUGGUUAAUCCUACCAGGAGAAGUUUGAGAACUGAACACCAGGAGGAGUUGGAGGUCAAAGUUGGGAAUGGCGUUGGGAUUGGCACUGGGACUGGGAUUGACUCUCCACAGUGCAUGUUCUGUGGGGCGGUGGGGCACACUGUACUGAGGUGCUCUGAAACCCGCGAUGGAGAGGUGCUUGUGCUGGUUGCACGGCUGUGUGACUGGGUUGAGAGCGGUGGAGAGGUGUUGGGAGGAGUUUUGGUGGGAGGAUGUCGGAGUAAUGGGGAAGGGGAAGGGGAAGGAGGGAGGGAGGGAAGAGGGAUGGAAGAAGGAGGGGGCGAAGAGGGGAGUGGGAAGGAGGAGAUGCGAGGAGGGGAGGAGGGAGCAGGGCUGGAGGAGGGGAAGAGGAGAGAGUGCAAAGAGAAGGGUAAAGGGAGUGAGAGGGGUGGUGGGGGAGACGAGGACGGUAAAGGGAGUGAGAGGGGUGGUGGGGGAGACAAGGACUGCAAGAGUGUGGGCAGUGAGGGGAUGGUGGGGGUGGCGAGGAUGGUGAGGGGGGUGAAGCGGGUGAGGAGGAUGGGAUGGACAAAAGAGGAGCUGUACUUUUGUCUUUGGUGCGGGGUGGGCGGCAGCCACUGGGCGGCGGACUGCGCAGUGCUGAAGGAGGAGCGGAGCCUGUUUUCCAUCGGGCCUGAGAUAGCUGUCGCCCUCACUACCCCUGUCGCCCCCUCCCCUGCUGUCGCUCCCACUCCCCUUACCAACCCCAAGCUUCCUGCCGGCCCCACUGCCCCUGCCGGUCCCACUGCCCCUGCCGGCCCCACUGCCCCUGCCGGCCCCACUGCUCCUGCUCUCCCUGCUCCUCCAGUCCUUCCUGAGCCCCUCCCUCCCCUUGCUGCUCUGCCUGACCUGACUCCUGCUGCUCCUAUCCCUGCUGCUCCAGAGGAGCUUGCAGGGGGGGCACACAACAGCCAGAGCAAGGCUGCCAUCCCUGUGGACCCCUUGCUUUGGCGUCAGGUUCGGCAGCCCCAGUGCCAGGUCCGGCACCAGAUUCGGUGUAUGACUGGGCGUGGCUGCUCACAGCCAGGCAGCCGGCUCGGACGCACGAAGCGCAGCAGCAGGCUCGGCAGCAGAGGGGCCCAAGUGGGGAGGCAUGGGAUUGGGAGAUGUGGGGUGGGGAGGGUCGGCAGGGGAAUGGAGGAGAAGGGCGACAAGUGGAGGGAGAGGAAGUGGGGAAGGAAGGAGGAGCAGGUGUGGGAGAAAGAGGAGAAGCGAGGCUGCCUGGUGUGCUAUUGGAGGCAGUGGAAGGGGCUCGCCUGUCCAGGAGAGACUUUCAGAGGUGCGUGUGUGGUGGGUGGGGAAGAUGAGUGGGUUGCAGUUGUGGGGAAAAGAGAAGGAGCAAAGCUCCCUGGUGUGCUAUUGGAGGCAGUGGAAGGGGCUCGCCUGUUCAGGAGAGACUUCCAGAGGUGGCAAGCACAGGGCGAGCUGUCAGCACAGGCAACCGGGCGCUUCUUGCUCCCACUUCAUGCUCCUUCUCAGGCGCAGGGCGAGCUGUCAGCGCAAGCAACGGGGUGCUUCCUGCGGCUGCGGCUGGGCAGGAAGGGCGAGCACAUGGGCGGCACAGGGUACUGCAUGGGACGAAUCACAGCUAUUUCCAGCAUGAGCAAGAAACCACCCACAGCAGGCGCAGGGGCAGGAGGAGAGGGGGAUGCUGCAGGGGCAGCCAAAGGAGGCCUGACAGGGCCAGCAGGGGCAGGCAAAGAAGAUGUAGCAGGGGCAGCAGCACUGGAUGUGGAGCUGUCGUCGUGUGUGGACUCUUUGCCUCUUGCUCUCGUGGUGGACCUGGGCGAUCGAGAGUACACAGUGGAUGGCCAAUUCCUCUCCAACAAGCCAUUUCUUGAGGUGGAGGUCUCUGAUUGGUGCGAGAAGAUGUGGAGGCGUGGGGGGAGUGCACUUCUUGACUCAGGUCCAACGGCCAACAGCUUAUCGGACAUGGGAAGAGAGCUAGAGGAGCUUCGAGCGAGCUACCAACAGGUGUGCGAGGAGAGGGACGCCUUAGAGGACCUGCUACUACAGGAGCAGCUCAAGAAUGGCACCCCUGCUGACAAGCAAGUGGAGGAGGCGAGGGCACAAGCAGCAGCGCUGGAGAUGGAGCUGCAAGCCAUGGCCUCUCGCUGCGACGAGUGGAAGCGGCGGGCGGGCGAGAGGGCAGCGGAGAUGAAUCCCGUGUUGGUGCAGGCGCUGCUGGAAGAGCGACUGGAGGAGCUCGAUGACUCUGGCGUGCUCGCCCUGCAGGUGGAGUGUGCUCGUCUGCGGGACGAGCUGGCCAAAUCCGAGGUGUUGCGCUUUGAGCUCUACCGCAGCCUGGAGCAGGGCGCAGUGGAAGUGGAGAGCCGGUGGGAGUCAGAGGCGUCUGGUAUGUCACCAGCGAGAGAAGGCAGCUUCAAGAGCAGAGACGCAGAGAGGCACAGCAACGACAGUGAUGAGGAUGCACCAGGCCGAUCAACCACCCCUGUCAUGAUGGAGUGUGACGAGUCAGUGGUGCAGGAGCUUCUGGAGCUGGGCCAGGCGUCGCUCACUCAGGAGGACGUCACUCGCCUCAUGGAGACCGUGGAGGUGCGCUUGGAGGGUGUGUGGGGAGGUGGAGGCUGUGAGAGGGGUUGUGAGAGUUAUGGGCGGGAGAGGCAUCAGAGAGGCGGGCAGAGAAGGUGCGGAAGGAAGGAAGCUUCUUCCUCCCUCCCUCUUCCCACCCCUGCAACCUCUGUGCUAGUCUGUCUUUGGCGCCUCCCUCCCCCACAGGCAGCAGAGAGGCGGGCAGAGAAGGCAGAGAGGGAGGCAGAGCAACGAGCAGUGCAGGUGCAGCUGCUGGAGGCGAAGAUGGCCGCCAUGCUGGUAUGUGAUGCUGUGCGGUGGAAUGUGGUGAGGCAAGAACGUUCAUGUGUGAACGCCAGCCCCAUGGACGAGCACAAGCGCUCGCUCGCCCUCCCUCGUGUCAUCCUCGCCCUCCCUCGUGUCAUCCUCGCCCUCCCUCGUGUCAUCCUCGCCCGUCUUCACUCCCCAUGGACGAUCACAUCACAAGCACUCCCCCCUCCCUCCCUCCCUCCCUCCCUCCCUCCCUCCCUCCCUCUUCCUCUCCAGAACUCCUGCCCUAUGGACGAGCACAAGCGCUCGCCGUCCCUCGUGUCCUCGUCGCCCAUCUCCUUCCGCCUCUCCCCCGUGGCCUCCUCCUCCUCCCCUGACCCCGCCUCCCUCACUCGCUCCAGCAGCAGCAGCGCCACCUCCCAACACAGCCAGCAGCAGCAGCAGCAAGCCCUCUUCCAGGAGCAGCAAGCAGGGAGGCAAAAUCAAGACGAAAGGGAGCAAUUACCACAGUUGAGCGGAAGAGGGGACAGAGUAGCAGGAGGAGUGGAAGGCGAAUUAAAUGGAGCAGCUCUGGGCUCGAAGUUUACUGGAAGAGGCACGGCGGAAGGUGGAGUGGUGGCAGCAGCAAGAAAGGGAGGCGACUUGACGCAUGAAGCAGUGGUCAGAAGAGGCGCUCUGGGUGUGGUUGUGGAUAGAAAUCCAAGGACAAAACCAGAGGAGGAGCAGGAGCAGGAGGAGGUGGAGGAACGGGAGGAGGAGGAAGGGGAGGAUGGGGUGGAGGAGUUGAGGCAAAUGAUGCCAUCUGGCCAUUCCACCGCCACCCAACGGCAUCAGCCGCCCCAAUGUGUUGAUGAGGCGCCUGGAGAUUGA